Messenger RNA from Manduca sexta (tobacco hornworm), 1375 nucleotides. RefSeq lists its product as uncharacterized. Gene Ontology annotation, biological process: regulation of sodium ion transport. NCBI's taxonomy places the organism in Eukaryota, Metazoa, Arthropoda, Insecta, Lepidoptera, Sphingidae. Bases 66 to 1370 code for a protein of 434 amino acids. Gene Ontology annotation, molecular function: sodium channel regulator activity. The record is from RefSeq and is a predicted model, not a curated record. The transcript has a single exon.
ACACAUGCGCAGAACUCGCACCACCGCCAGUGCCGAAACAUCGGCGGCCGAAGCAGGUCUCCGAAAUGCCGAAACCGACGCCCGUCGAGGACUUGAUCAUCCCGCCGCAAGAUCAGAAGAUAUGCGGCACCAUAUGCAUAUGUCAGAUGACCGCUGUGCUGUCUUGUGUCGCGAUUGUGUACCUAACAGUGGCCAUAUAUAUGCCGUAUACCAGGGCUAUCGCUUCCGGCAUCGAUCCGACACCGAUUAUGUGUACUACAACUAGGGCUGUCAACAAAGAGAAUUGUGAUUGGGGAUCCUGUGGCGAAUGGUGUUUGAGCAAGACCUCCGGAGCGUGCAUCCAGAUCUACGUCAACGUUCGUAAAAAUGGCACGUCCUUACUCCUCGCUGAAUGUGGAAGCGCUGCAAACAAGACCUGCUUCGGCAUCGAUCAGGAGAAUGCCAGGAAGUACCACUGCAUCAGGGAUGAGUGCAGGAACUUGACGGGAACGUUCAACUGUACUGAAGGGAAGUGUAUUAAUAUAACAGAUGCAUUCGAAUGCGCGUUCAGAGAAACUGAUCCACCGCUAAAGUGUUCAGGAAGACGUGGAAAAAUAACGUGUAUAGACGUUCACGGAUUGUUCUCAUGUAACAGAGGCACUUGUAGGAAAAUACGUACGCCUUACAACUGUGAUAGAAGAUGCGUCGACAUCCCAACCAGGAAUAAGAAUGUGAUAGUACUAAGUGGGGACAGGGUGUUCCUAGCUAGAUGUGCGAAACUAGCGAAAGAGGAAGACAGUGAAGUAGUGUGGACUGAUUCCGGUGAAGAAGUGUUAAUGCUAUCGUGUCACGCUGUGCACAACGGUUCGUCUGGAGUCGUCGCUGUUGACUGUAUCAAUGCUGCCUUAUUACCUAGGAAUGAUAUUGCCGACCUUACAAACUUUACUUAUUUGCAAUACUUAUACACAACCCGAGCGACACCGAAUCGAGUCAUCGCUCCUUUGGAAGUUGAACUGACAUUAGCCAAUGAUAGUCGCUUGAUGAUCAAUUUGGAGGGCUGUGUCAACACUUUAGCUGAUGAAUGCAAGGAGUUCCUUAAAGAUUACGGAAGAGAUGGCACAGAUCACAACGCCAAAGCAAGAUUCCCGUGCUUCUACACAGAAAACAGCCCAGAUACAGUCGUUGCUCGCUUCGAUUUGGACGCCACCUAUCGUCACUUCAUGGUCGCUUUAGUUCUCCCGACGGUAUUGGUUGUAGUGUCUUGUAUAACUCUGAUGCUGUGUCAAAAAACUGUCGAAGUGGGUGAUGAUGCAAAGAUGAGGUUCAAAGGCUGCACCGGUGGACAGGCUGAUAUGCAAAUGCAUCCAAACGAUCCUGUUUCUCCUCUCUGAGAUCA